ACUGUCGCCAAUCGCCGCCAUGGAUGCAUGCACGUGUUAAAGUUGAGCUAAUCCAGCGUUACAAAUACGCUUUCCCUUCUCCUUCUCCUUCUCCUUCUCACCUGUUCGUAUUAUUCACCGAGUUCACAAAUUUGUUUCGGCUUCCCAAUCCAUUGUAAUCAUUCCUUCCCUUCUUAGGAAAAAACCGGAUUCUCCGACUCCGUCUCUGCACCCAAGAAAAUUCAUAAUUUUAAUUUUCAAAAUUCCUUCGAGACAAUCAUUCCCCCAUAUUAUAAAAACGUUCUCGAAAUUCAGGUUUGGGAUUUGAAUUGAUAGAAAGGUUUCCUAUAUCAUAAAUCUCUCUGCUGCUGCUUGCUCUGCAUUUCCGCCCUCCGAAGCUCCCAUGGCAUUCCUUAAUCCGGUUCGCGAGUGACUGCUCUUCCGUCUUCUCCUCUGUCAGUGGAAGAAGAUCUGAUGAGACGUGAAAGUCUUGGAACAAACACUCUGACCUCAAUCCUGUGGAUCUUUUUACUGCUGUGGUGAACAUUCACAAUGGAAGACCAUGGAAGCAACAAGUUGACUGGUAUCUGGCAUAUUGUUAGGCUAAAGGAAAUACUCCAGAAGUGGCAAUCGAACGCGCUUGGCUCAAAGGUAGACGGUCAAUGUUCUAGUCAAACUCAUGGGGGCAUUUCACCCGCAAUUAGUAAGAGGAUAGCAGAAGUCAAAUGUUGUGAUUCGGAUGAGGAGAGCUGCCAGAGCCCUGAACCACCGCCUGAUGUCCCCAAAGGAUAUUUGGCGGUUUAUGUUGGGCCGGAGCUUCGGAGGUUUAUCAUUCCCACUAGAUAUCUUAGCCACUCUUUAUUCAAGGUAUUGCUGGAAAAGGCUGAAGAGGAGUUUGGGUUUGAUCACUGCGGCGGGCUGACUAUCCCAUGCGAGAUUGAGACCUUUAAGAUUCUCCUGAAGUGCAUGGAGAACCACCAAACGGAUCACCAUGAUGUCUCAGUUGAAGAUUCAUUAGGCACAGAAGAAUAACGAACGGAUCAUAGUGUUCGAGAUUUUAGGGCUGAUUUCCAUAUGUAAAGCAAUAUCUCCUUUGUAUGCAGAUAUGUUUUCAAUUUUCAACCACUAAGAUAGGAUACUCUAUUUAGAAAAUUUUCUUAUGUGUUUGCUGAAUUUGUUGUUGGGUGUUGUAAAAUUUGACAUUGCCUUCCUCUAAUUGGAAGCUUGAUCAGCAUCUGAUUGUUAAAUGAACUUGAUAGUGUUUCCAACAGAAGAUUCUGAG
Tripterygium wilfordii is the source of this 1261-nucleotide messenger RNA. RefSeq lists its product as uncharacterized. The record is from RefSeq and is a predicted model, not a curated record. Lineage: Eukaryota; Viridiplantae; Streptophyta; Magnoliopsida; Celastrales; Celastraceae. The transcript has 3 exons. Gene Ontology annotation, biological process: response to auxin. Bases 532 to 1011 code for a protein of 159 amino acids.